CAUCUGUUGCUUUGCAUGCAUUCUCUCUCUUCUGUCUCUCUCUAAGUCUAACCCCCGCGCCCCCAUAUAUUUACUUACAUACACACUAUAUGUAGAGAGAGGGGACAAAGAAGCAAACACGCCUUCUUUGUUUGGUCUUCGCUCACAUACCCACCAUCGCCGUUACGCUUCUGAGCUCUGUUCUUCUUCUAACCGCUCCUUUACCGUCUUUUGCCUCACCUUUACUUCCACUUGGACCGCUAUUACUCGCUAAUUUCAAUGUUUUUCUUAUCAAGGAUUGAUUUUUCGUUUUGGGAUUAAAUGGGGUCCAAGAUUUGCAUGAAUGCAUUGUGUAGAACUACUACGACCCGUGAAUGGAAGAGGGGCUGGCGUUUGCGAUCUGGUGGAUAUGCUUAUCUCUGCUAUACUUGCGGAUCUGCAUAUGAGAAUUCAAUUUACUGUGAUACAUUCCACUUGGAAGAAUCUGGUUGGAGGGAAUGUAAUAUAUGUAGUAAGCGACUUCAUUGUGGAUGCAUAGCAUCUUCGUCUUUACUUGAGAUUUUGGACUUUGGCGGUAUUGGGUGUACUAGCUGUACAAGAAGUUCUCAACUUCACUCGAUCCAUAGCUAUGACAUUUCCAAUUGUUUUGGUUCAUCAACGACAAAUAAUGCUGGUGAUCUGGAAUCCUUUCCUCCAGAAAAUCAAGUGGCUGCUAGUACUCUUAAUGAGGGAAAACUUGCACAGUUGUGCAGACUCAUGGAGGCUAAUGAACCAAACCUUUUGUGUCAGUCUGAAGGACCUGACAAAAAUGCAAGUCUUGGGCAAUUCAGACAAGAGGAGAUCGUACAAAUAAUUGGGGAAGCUGGCAUAGGGUUCUCAGAUGCAUCUCAAUCAUCAGUUGGAGAAUCUAAAUUUGCCAAUCCAGACACUAUUAGAUCAAUAUUAGAGAUGAAGGAUAUGCAUGGAUCACUUGCUCCGUCUUUGAGUAUGACAUUGGGAGCUCCAUCAGGAACUACAAGCUUUGUUCCAUAUCCUUGUGGAGUUGUUGAAGGAAGAGAUAAAAGCAAAACACCUCCCUUUCAGCAAGGUCAAAGCUCUCGCCCAAUUUUGCCCAAGCCCUCAAAACCUGGCCCUGCUGGGAGUUCAAAGACCAGUAAGGCUGUAGUUCCUGAGUUGCGCAUUGCAAGACCACCUGCUGAGGGGCAGGGGAAGAAUCAGUUACUUCCCCGUUAUUGGCCGAGGAUCACUGAUCAAGAGCUGCAAAAAUUGUCUGGAGACUUGAAUUCCAAUAUUGUGCCAUUGUUUGAGAAGGUUCUCAGUGCCAGUGAUGCUGGUCGGAUUGGUCGAUUAGUUCUCCCAAAAGCAUGUGCUGAAGCAUAUUUUCCUCCUAUUUCUCAAUCUGAAGGCCUUCCUUUAAGGAUUCAAGAUGUGAAGGGGAGAGAAUGGACAUUUCAGUUCAGAUUUUGGCCCAAUAACAACAGUAGGAUGUAUGUCUUGGAGGGUGUAACCCCAUGUAUACAGUCUAUGCAAUUACAAGCAGGCGAUACAAUAACAUUCAGCCAGAAGGAUCCUGGAGGCAAGCUUGUCAUAGGAUUUCGCAAGGCGAGAAACAACUCAGAUAUGCAGGAAGCCCAAACAACUGCACUUCCUAUUGGUACUGCUUCAACAGAAACUUCUUUUUCUGCUGUCGGGGAUAUUGGCUGGAACAAGGGUGGGAGUCAUGGUGGCACAAUAAAUGGGGAUGCACAAUCCCUAGCAAUGGCUGAGAAGAAGAGGACUCGGAAUAUUGGACCUAAGAGUAAGAGACUACUCAUGCAUAGUGAAGAUGCUUUGGAGCUGCGACUUACAUGGGAGGAAGCACAGGACUUGCUUCGUCCACCCCCAAAUGUCAAGCCAAGCAUUGUCACAAUUGAGGACCAUGAAUUGGAAGAAUAUGAUGAGCCUCCAGUUUUUGGCAAGAGAACCAUAUUCACUGAUCGAUCGUCUUGGGGACAGGAACAAUGGGCUCAAUGUGAUGAUUGCUCUAAAUGGCGAAAGUUGCCAGAGGAUGCUCUUCUUCCUCCAAAGUGGACCUGUUCAGAUAACGUUUGGGAUUCAAGCAGGUGUUCAUGUUCUGCACCAGAGGAGAUGAGUCCAAAGGAUUUGGAUAAUCUUCUUAGAGUGAGCAAAGAUUUCAAGAAGCGAAGGAUCCUAGAGAGACAUAAGCCAUCCCCUGACCGUGAGCUUUCUGGCUUAGAUGCUUUGGCUAGUGCAGCAGUUUUAGGAGACAAUAUAGGCGACUCAGAUGAGCCGUUGGUUGGAGCCACAACAAAGCAUCCCCGGCAUCGCCCUGGCUGUACUUGCAUUGUUUGUAUUCAGCCACCUAGUGGCAAGGGCAAGCACAAACCCACAUGUACAUGCAAUGUGUGCAUGACAGUAAAGCGCCGCUUUAAAACCCUCAUGCUGCGUAAGAAAAAACGUCAAUCAGAGCGUGAAGCUGAAAUUUCCCAGGGCAAUAAUGACCGCAAGGAUGAAUCUGAAAUGAUUAGCACAUUGAGUGAUGCACUGUUGACUGUAAAUAAUUCAGAGAAUGAAGUUGGUCCAAACAAAAAGCAAACCGAGGUUGCUGAAACCAGUGCUGGACAAAUAGACCUAAAUUGUCAUCCUAACCGCGAGGAAAUGCAGGUGGAUGUACCAGGAUUGAGCAUGAUGAACAUUGAUGAACCAUUUGACAAUUAUAUUAAGCAAAAUGGACUUGCAAACUUGAUGUGUGAGAGACAGUCUAGUUUUGCUUCUUGUUUACAUUCACAAACCAAUGGGGAAAAUUUGAGAAGGCUGUCUGAUGAAGCAUAUCCAGAAGAUUCUAUGGAUUCGAAUCCGAGAGGUGAUUGAGAAUACUGUGAAUGCAAUUUAGAGGGAAACAAUAUUUGUGAAUGAUUUCCAUUCAUAGUUUUCGAUGUGUUUUUUUUUUUUUUUCUUCUCCAAAGGGGUGGUGCCAUACAUCUGAUCUCAUUAGUUAGGGAAUGUAAUUUUGUUAUGUUGUAUUCUAGUUAUUAAAUUCUCUCUCUGCCGAGUCACAUA
This is a messenger RNA of Hevea brasiliensis (rubber tree), 3039 nucleotides long. Its product is annotated as B3 domain-containing transcription repressor VAL1. Gene Ontology annotation, molecular function: DNA binding; zinc ion binding. The record is from RefSeq and is a predicted model, not a curated record. The transcript has 14 exons. Lineage: Eukaryota; Viridiplantae; Streptophyta; Magnoliopsida; Malpighiales; Euphorbiaceae. The coding region runs from base 301 to 2850 and encodes 849 amino acids.